Molecule: messenger RNA, 364 nt
Organism: Trichosurus vulpecula (common brushtail)
Lineage: Eukaryota; Metazoa; Chordata; Mammalia; Diprotodontia; Phalangeridae
Product: small ubiquitin-related modifier 2-like
Exons: 2
Coding region: 1-231 (76 amino acids)
Biological process (GO): protein sumoylation
Cellular component (GO): nucleus
Molecular function (GO): ubiquitin-like protein ligase binding; protein tag activity
Source: RefSeq, a predicted model, not a curated record
AUGGCCGACGAAAAGCCGAAGGAAGGAGUCAAGACUGAAAACAACGACCACAUUAAUCUGAAGGUGGCAGGGCAAGAUGGUUCAGUGGUGCACUUUAAGAUUAAGAGGCACACACCACUUAGUAAACUAAUGAAAGCCUAUUGUGAACGACAGGACACACCUGCACAUUUGGAAAUGGAGGGUAAAGAUACAAUUGAUGUAUUCCAGCAGCAGACAGGAGGCACUUACUAAAAAGAAUCUACAACUCUUCUCCAGAACUGUGCUCCCAAGAAAAACAAUACAUUCACAAUUAGAAACCAAGAUUUGGUUCAUCCACAUCCUGACUACUGCAGUAUAGUUUUCUCUUCUUUGAUUCCCUUCCCCC